Molecule: messenger RNA, 570 nt
Organism: Ramularia collo-cygni
Lineage: Eukaryota; Fungi; Ascomycota; Dothideomycetes; Mycosphaerellales; Mycosphaerellaceae
Exons: 5
Coding region: 1-570 (189 amino acids)
Biological process (GO): mitophagy
Molecular function (GO): mitochondrion autophagosome adaptor activity
Source: RefSeq, a predicted model, not a curated record
AUGGCGAAUCUCGAGGACACCGCGAUUCAGUUCGCAGAGACCAUCCAGACAGGCUCGAUCAAUCCGAAUCCAUCUGUCGACCGCGAUCUAGCUCCUGAGACCUCAAUGGACAGCAAACAACCGGUGACUUUGGAUCAUUCCGCAGACAUUGUGUCAGAAGCGGAGCGUGCAGAUAAAGAUGAGGUUCCACUUUCAAUACUCCGGCCAUUGCCCGAAAAGAAGAGACAGUCACCACAUCUACAGCUGCCGGAUCUGCGCUUUGAGCAGAGCUAUCUGACGAGCAUUCGUGACGCGAAGGGCUGGCAGGACAUUGCAUACAUCACUAUCAAAGAUCAGGUUUUGAUGCCCCUGCUUCAAGGAUUGGGAUGGACUCUUGUAGUAGCUGGCUGGCGGUACUCAAACUCGACAGCAAAGUUUACUGGGACAACCAUGGGCGCGAAGCUCAGGCGGUGGUGGUGGCAAACCAACAACUGGAUUAUUCCAGACCAGUCCAAGAGCAGUGGCCGGUGGAAUGACGACAAGACCGCCAGCCAACAUUCCCGCAACUCUUUUUUUGCCAACAGGCGAUGA